AUGAAUGAAGGGGCAGAGAAACUGUUCUUGAAUCAUAUCAAGGAAACUUUUCAGCUAUCUGUUACAACCAACCAGACUGAAUCAACUGAUAGAAGAUAUCCCAAAAGAACUGCUGUACAAAAGCCACUGAAGUACAGGAGAGAUGAAGAGAACUCCAUAGAAGAGUUAGACGAUAGUGUUGAUGAAACAAUGACUGAAAGAAAGAAAAGCCCAAUGACAAGAUCAUCCAAGAUCAAUAACACACCAUCAAGAAUUCCUUGCCGUAAAUCAAUAACACCAGCUCUGGGAAACAUAGCAACUUUAGACAACACAGAAUUGGCUGCAACCUUAACUCAAAUGUUUAAAUCGGUUGAGCAGAUAGACAAGAAUUAUUGUAAUAUCAUCAAAACUGGACAUGUGACUCAAGAAUUAACAGAUCAAAUAAAGGCUGUUAAAGACAGUCUCACAAUACAGUCCAAAGAAAUACAGAAAAUCUCUAAAGUCCUUGCUAACCUAAUGAAGAGUGAUCUGUCUGCCAAAACAUCAACAACCUCCACCAGCAACACCACCAACAACAACAACAAUAACAACAAAGAAGACAUGAUUAAUCUACAGCGGAAACUACACAACAUGGAAGAACAGAUGACUACAAUGGAGAAAACUAUACGUAGUAACAACCAGACCUUACUCUGCAUCUCAGAAGCUCAAGAAACAACUAUGUCAAAAAUACAGAAAUAUCCUGAUUCAUUCACCAGUCUACUACAAGAUAGCAGACAGCUACAACAAGAUCUAAAGAAAAAGGAAAAGGAGAUAGAGCAGACUCAUCUUGAGAAUAAAAAUUUACAGAAACAGCUUGAUGAAUUGAGGUCUUCGAGAUUACAAGACUUGCACUCCCCCAACCUGUAUAAUUCUCUACCUCUAGAUGACUAUGACAAUUCUGACAACUAUGAAUUAGUUACUAACAGGAAGAAAAGUGAUGCAAGGGCUGUGCAGACAAUGAUUGUGGGUGAUUCAUUGCUGAGAGAUGUGGACAUCAAACGUGUGUAUAGGAAUACACAUAUUAGAACACUACGUGGGAGAAAGAUUGAAGAUAUUGAUGAAUACAUACAAUCAACAUCAUACAAGGAUAUCCAAACCAUAGUCAUUCAUGUUGGCACAAAUAACAUUUCAGAUGGGUGCUCAGUUCAGACAUGUGCAGAUGAGUUUGUAACUCUAAUUGAUAAUACCAAACACAAAUAUCCAACAGCGAAAAUCUGUGUCUCCUCCAUCCUACAUCGAAGGGACAACAUUACAACAAAUGAGAACACGGACCAACUAAAUGACAAAUUGAAACAACAGAGUGCUAAUGGGGAUAAUUACAUCUAUAUUGACAACAAUAACAUUAAUUGUGACACUCAUUUGAUAGAUAAUGUGCAUCUGAAUCUCCGUGGGACAGCUGCUCUGGUGAAAAACAUAAAAGAUGCUGUUGGACCAAUAAUUGGUAUUAAACGGGAUGUCAAGAAAACCUACAAAUCUAAAUUAACAACCUCACAGAAUGUCAACAAACAAAAUACCCGCCAACAAUCCAGAAAUCAUACAGACAACAAUCAAGAUUCCUUCUUCCCAGCUGACCCAUACCAAUUCCAACAAACACUAUUGUCUCAAAUGCUAUUUCCAGGAUUAUCAUUUCAACCUGAUUGGAGGAUGCACAUGUACGGUCAAAGACCACAACAAAAUCUUCAAUAA
Saccoglossus kowalevskii is the source of this 1704-nucleotide messenger RNA. RefSeq names its product protein hook homolog. NCBI's taxonomy places the organism in Eukaryota, Metazoa, Hemichordata, Enteropneusta, Harrimaniidae. The record is from RefSeq and is a predicted model, not a curated record.